Molecule: messenger RNA, 1311 nt
Organism: Erigeron canadensis
Lineage: Eukaryota; Viridiplantae; Streptophyta; Magnoliopsida; Asterales; Asteraceae
Product: shikimate O-hydroxycinnamoyltransferase-like
Exons: 2
Coding region: 1-1311 (436 amino acids)
Molecular function (GO): acyltransferase activity, transferring groups other than amino-acyl groups
Source: RefSeq, a predicted model, not a curated record
AUGCAUAUGAAGAUCAUAGUAAGAGAAUCCACGAUGGUGAAGCCGGCGAAGGUGACACCAAAGAUAAAGUUAUGGAGUUCUAACCUUGACCUGGCAGCUCCAAAUAUUCACACAACAGGAGUGUUUUUCUACCGGUCGAAUGGUGAUCAUGCCAACUUCUUUGAUGCACAAGUUAUGAAAGAUGCAUUGAGCAGGGCUUUGGUUGCAUUCUACCCUUUUGGGGGGCGGUUAAAAGAAGAUGAAACGGGUAGGCUUGAGGUUGAUUGUCAGGGACAAGGCGCCUUGUUUGUGGAAGCGGAAUCUGAUGAUGUGAUUGAUUAUUUCGGUGAAUUUGCACCCACCAUGGAGCUUCGAAUACUCAUCCCGGCUGUUGAUUACUCCCUUCCAAUCGAAUCCAAUCCUGUACUCAUAUUGCAGGUGACCCACUUCAAAUGCGGGGGAGUUGCCCUUGGAGUUGGGGUGCAACAUAACGUCGCGGAUGGAACCUCGACAUUCCACUUUAUUAACACAUGGUCCGAUAUGGCUCGUGGACUUGACCUCACCAUGCCGCCAUUCAUAGACCGGAGUUUCCUUCAUGCUCGGGACCCACCUCAGCCCGCCUUUGAACACGUAGAAUUCCGACCAACAACUCCAGCCUUAAAAUCGUCGCUUGAAGCCCCAUCAAAUGAAACCGUACCUUCAAUAUUCAAGUUAUCAAGAGAACAACUCAAUGUGCUUAAACUGAAAUCAAAGGAAGAUGGUAACCCAAUGAUCACCUGCAGCACUUUUGAAUUGAUCUCGGGCCAUAUUUGGAAGUGCAUGUGUAAAGCCCGUGGGCUUCCAGAUGAUCAAGAAACUAGGCUCUACAUCGCAACUAAUGGGCGGGCCCGCUUUCAACCCAAUUUGCCUAAAUGUUAUUUCGGGAAUGUAGUUGUCUACUCAACUCCUACAUCCAUAGCGGGUGAAAUUCAAUCGAAUCCUAGUUCGUGUGCUGCUAGAAAAAUCCACAAUGCGAUACGGAUGAGCGACGACGAUUAUUUAAAGUCAACGCUCGACUAUCUGGAACUACAACCCGACUUAAAGACUCUACUUGGUGGUAUCUUUCAGAGUUAUAAAUCCUCCAAUCUUGGAAUAACUAGUUGGGCCAAGCUCCCACUAUAUGAUGCUGACUUCGGAUGGGGUCCACCUAUAUUUGUUGGGCCUGCAGGGCUACAAGCGGAAGGUUUGGGCUUUGUGUUACCAAGCCCAUUCAAUGAUGGAAGCUUGUCAUUCGUCAUUCGGUUACAAGUCGAUCACCAUAAGCUUUUCAGCAAGUUGUUCUAUGAUAUAUGA